AUGGACGAGGUUCUGUUAGAGAGUUUGACACUGAAGUUUAGUGAAUUAUUUAAGAACAUUUCAAGUCUGUAGGAAAAGAGAGAGACAGUCUAAGAUGAGAAUGAGCAUUUGAGGCAAUUAAUUUAGGAGGAAUAAGAUUAAUUGGAAAUGAAUUCGGGAGAGUCUUCUGAUGAUGAAACUGCAUUCCAAGAUAUUGAGGAAAAGUGGAAAUAGAAAAUAGAGGAGAAAAAGGAAUCUGAUAUGCAAAUGAAAGAAGAAAAUAAUUUGAAAAGUCAAUUAUACAUGCAUCUUGAAGGUAUCCAAAAUGAAAUCAUAGAAAUGAAAAGUAGUAUCGAAUAGUCAAAGGAAUCGGAAGGGGAUUUACAGUAAAGAAUUGAAGAAACAACUCAAAAAAUAGAUGAUUAUCAAAAUAAAAUACAAAGAGCUGAAUAAAUUAAACUUCAAGUAGAGAAACAAUUAUAGGAACAAAAUGAAAAGUAUUUAUAAGAUAGCGAAAAAGUUAAAGCAGUUCAGGCUGAAGUUAGAAAUCAACUCCAAGCCAAUGCCAUGGGAGACAAGAGACAAAAUGAAUUAGAAAAGAUAAUAUAGAAACAGUGGGAAGAACUAUAAAAAAGAGCAUAAAGAAUACAAGUGUUAUAAAAUAAUAUGAAUAUCAUCUCGGGUAAAAUACAGAAAUCACAGAAGAGUGAACACAUUUACUAAAAAUUAAAGGAUGAAAACACCGUACUCGCCUAAGAAAAUAUUUAAAUCAGAGAAAAAUUGAAUUAGUUAAUUAGUGCAUUGCCAUAGCAUAUGAAGAAGGGCAAUGUGAAGGGCAAAUAAAAAAGUAAGAAAGAAUUCUUGGAACUCUACGAUGAAUCCAUAUGCUCCAAUUAGAUUAAAUUAAGACAUUUAGAACAAAUAAGAGAAGAGCAUCAAUUAAAUAUUAAUAGUUUGCAUAGUGAAAUAAUUCAAUUGGAAGAAAAAUACAAUUAAAUGACUCAAAAUGUGAAAAAUCUACAAGAGUAAUAUCUAGAAAUUGAAUCAUCUUGUAGAGAGUUCAACGAAGAAGAAUAUGUUAAGAAAAAUUGUCCAAAUUAUUAUAAAGUUAAGAAGGGAAAAUGA
Molecule: messenger RNA, 1104 nt
Organism: Paramecium tetraurelia
Lineage: Eukaryota; Ciliophora; Oligohymenophorea; Peniculida; Parameciidae
Exons: 5
Source: RefSeq, a predicted model, not a curated record